This is a messenger RNA of Caenorhabditis auriculariae, 874 nucleotides long. Lineage: Eukaryota; Metazoa; Nematoda; Chromadorea; Rhabditida; Rhabditidae. The record is from the annotation of a GenBank genome assembly.
AUGGAGGCUAUGGGGACUGGGUUUCCUUCAGAGGUGGAAGAAAUGAGGGGCCCUCCCGGGCGCAACAUGCCCGCCCUAGCCAUCAGGCCUCUGAGAAGAAAUGAGCCGCUUCAUUAUGUGUCGAUGGCGUAUAAUACCACGUUGCAAAAAGUAGGGGCGAAAAAUGGUCAUUUUUGUUCAUUGUUCAUUAAAUCGUGGAUUUCGCAAUUUUUCAAUAAUUUUUAAUUUUUUUCGUGGAUAUGAUGUCCAGUUGAAUUUUUAUGUGAAGUAUGGUUAUAUUUGUUCUUUUCUUUAGGCGAAAUGUUUCCGAUUUAUGGUUACGAACCCGCUGACUAGUGAGAGAAUAAAUUUCCGUCGCCACCAAAUUGGAAAUUCAAAAAACCUUGUUUUAAAGCUUCGAAGCCCCGGGCGCCCUGGGCAGCGACUUAUCAAGAAAUGGCCAUGGCGGCCUACGUCGGUUUGGAAAUGUAAACGUUUGAAAACGCUUAGGGGCGCCAUUUCUCCACCUCUGGUUUCCUUGGACUUCGGGCGACGAUCGGGCUCGUCGUCGUCAUCGGAGGUCGGAGGCGAGGCGAGACGAUUGGACAAGAUCUCUCUCACAGAUCUUUAUAUAGUGGUUUUAUCUCCCACGUUAAUCAUUAUUCUACAUACACCACAAAUCCUAAAAGCCAAAUUUUUUUACAAGUUCGAGUCUCUAUUUUCUCUUCGGACAACAUCCAGUUUUCAGGUCCAUAAAUUCUUCGGUUCCGGAGGCGGAGAAGCGUAUGGAAGACGGGUGUAAUGCGGUGGCUGUUCCUAGGAAACGAAGCUCUUUUUUUCAGGUCCGUUCAUUUUCUCUCCGGAUUCCGUAGUUCUUUCAUUGCUCACCAGUUAG